AUGAAGAAUGACAGUCCAAAUAUAUCUAAAGUUGCUUCAGAUUUAAUUAUGGCUUAUAAAUAAUUGAUUUGUUAAUAGAAUGAUCUAGUGAUAUCUCCUAGAUAUGAGAAAACUGCAUUUUAUUUUCCACAAUCUCGUAAAUCUAUUUAUUUAAAUAUCACAGCAAUUGAAGAAUAAAUAGAAGAGGAAAAUCAACUUGACAGUCCAAGAAAAAUAAUUAUUGAGACUGAAGAUGAUUAUUUGAAAGAAAUUAGUGAAUUAAGAAAAAUUGUAGAAUAAAGUAAAAUUAUUUAAUAAUAAAGUGAGAAUGAAAUAUAUGAAUAUACCUUAAAAGUAUUUAUCAUAGCCACUAGAAUCAAACAAUUAAAAUAAUCAAAAUUAUAAAUAGAAUUCCAUUAAAAAGAAAACUAAAAAAAAUAUAGUAAUUACUAAAUACUAAACAGAUUUUCUUAGACAAUAGUAUGGUAAAAUAUAAUGA
Paramecium sonneborni is the source of this 478-nucleotide messenger RNA. The record is from the annotation of a GenBank genome assembly. NCBI's taxonomy places the organism in Eukaryota, Ciliophora, Oligohymenophorea, Peniculida, Parameciidae.